Messenger RNA from Gadus morhua (Atlantic cod), 2127 nucleotides. RefSeq names its product nuclear receptor binding factor 2b (gene nrbf2b). Lineage: Eukaryota; Metazoa; Chordata; Actinopteri; Gadiformes; Gadidae. Bases 206 to 1036 code for a protein of 276 amino acids. The transcript is spliced from 4 exons. The record is from RefSeq and is a predicted model, not a curated record. Gene Ontology annotation, biological process: autophagy.
AUAUCCAGGAAGUGACGUGGCGUAUGCUCCCUGUGGCGCCGACGCUACGCGUCGUGACGCAGCUGCGCAGCCCGGACCCGACCGCCGACCCGUCUCCCCGUCUCCCCGGUCCCUGAUGUUGGGUUAAAGCUGCCUCACGCCGUGGUGAAUGACAGUCCUCCGGGGGUACAGUGCGUGAGGUGUGGGUUCUCCGAGAGUCGUCUUCAUGGAGGUGGAGGACAGCCCCCUCAACCUCGCCCACCAGCAGUCCAGGAAGGCCGACCGUCUGCUAGCAGCUGGGAAGUUCGAAGAGGCCAUUGCCUGCCACAGCAGCGCUGCAGAUCUGUUGAGGGAUGCGAUGAAGUUAACGGAGUGUGAACAGGCCCGCCUGUCCAUGGAGCUCCAGAAGGACAGCCACAUCAAGCAGCAGCGGCUCAUCCAGGAGCGCUGGAAGAGGGAGGCGCGCCGUGGGGCCAAAGCCUCUGUCCCGGCCCAGCCCAGCGCCGCCCCGGCCCCCACCGCCCCGUCCCGGCCGCCGGCCCCCACCCAUCAGGGCCAGGCGCCCGAGGGGCAGGGCACGGCGGGCUCAGAGAGGGAGUACGACACCCUGCUCUACCAGCUGCAGAGCCGGCGAAGCGCGGGCUCUCCCCCGGCCCCGACCCCCCCGCGCGGCCCCGGUGGCUCCAAGACCGCAAAGGACGACAAGACCCGCCUGGAGGAGCAGCAGACGGCCAAUGAGGACCUGCGCCGCAUGCUGGGCGCCCUGAUGGACGAGAAUCAGCGGCUGUCCUCGGAGAACGCGCGGCUGCGGGCGGAGAACGGGCGGCUGCGCUCGGAGGUGGCUGACUCGGCGGACCUGGUAGAGCGCUCCGAGCUGUGGGUGCUGCCGCCAGACAAGAGCUGCUCGGGGAAAGGGAAGGACAUCGCCAUCCCCCAGCUGCCCCCACUGGAGAUGCCCGCCCAGGAGGACCUGUGUCUGGACGACCUGCCGCCCCUGGAGCUGCCUGAGCACAUCCAGCACGAACUGCAGGAGCUGCUGGACCGGGAGAAGCUGUGAUCCAGAGAGCAGCUGGGAUCCAGAGACCAGCUGUGAUCCACGGACCCGCUCGGGCAGAGAGGAGCAUAUUGCUGCUGUCGCCUCAGAGUGGCCUCCGUGUUCUUGUGCUUCAUUUUAAUUAUGAGGCUGUUUCCUGAGGUGUUAUUUAUUAAUUACCUUCAUGAUGUUGAUCAAUCCUUUUUUUGGUAAAAAAAAACAAACAUGGGCAUGGAUUAGGGAAUGAAGAUUAUUUGUUAUGCCUGGCCCUUGUAGCACAACAGGAGAAGUGGGACUAUCAAAGGCCUAUUAAAAGGUAAGGCAGAGACCUAAACACCGUAGGCUGCAGGUCGGUGCUCCGUUCUGCAGAUUAUGCAGACCACGUAGAAACAACUGAACCACUAGCCUGGCCGUUGGCCGAGGACAUUCUCAUGAUAUGCAGUUGAGUUGAGCGGAGGCAGAUUCAACCAGACCUCCCAACGCCACGCAGUAGUAGAGGAGCCUCUCCUUCUGUCCCUCUGCGGAGGCAAUAUGCAAACCUAUUGCUUCAAGAAACCUGUGCCUUGAUAAAACUGUUCCUUUAUGGAUUCUGGAGCCCACUGGUUGGACACCGACGCAGAGGGGGCGGGCCAGCUUCCUGGUCGGGUCAGCCCUCUGCAGACAGCUGCUCUGAUUGGCUGACCGGUAAAGUGGCAAAGGUGAUUGGAAGGACAAGAUGCCCGAUUCCUUCUAUGAAGACUAAUAUCAGCUGUCCAAUGAUUUAAUCAGAGAUGGGUAUCAAAACACCUGAAUCUGAGCCGUAAAGCGAUUGUUUGUUGGUGGUGUGAGCCGCAUUGAUUAGAUACUAGUAAGAAUAAAGGUUCAAUCACACAAAACUCGUGCAUUAUGUUUGGGAACAUUAUAGUGUCAGUAUCUUUGAAGGGCAUAGUGAUGUGGAAAUCACUGAAUGUCCCACAAAGGGCAACCCAACAUGAGCUUGGCUGAAUUGUUAUUUUCUAAGGGAGGUUCAAGUUGUGGCCAUUCAGUUUUAUACAAGAAAAAUAUUUUAUUUUGUAUACUCUGUACUCAAAAACCUCAUCCUUCAAUAAUGUUAUUAAACAGUAUGAAAAUAUAAA